UUCCUCCGCGCAGUCGCGAAGUAAACUGUGCUGUACUUCCUUUUCCGGUUCACAUUUCACAAGAAAAAUGGCCGAUGUAGAAGCCAUAAAGAAGAAGAGAACUUUCAGAAAGUAUGCCUACAGAGGUGUUGACCUCGACCAGCUGCUUGAUAUGACCAGUGAGCAAUUGACAGAAUUAUUCACAUGCCGCAUUAGACGUCGCUUCCAGCGUGGAUUGAAGAGAAAACCUCUGGCCCUCAUCAAGAGACUGAGGAAAGCAAAAAAGGAGGCACCACCAUUGGAGAAACCAGAGGUUGUCAAGACACAUUUGAGAAACAUGGUGAUCGUUCCAGAGAUGAUUGGCAGCAUUGUAGGUGUCUACAAUGGAAAAACUUUCAACCAGGUGGAAAUCAAGCCUGAGAUGAUUGGCCACUAUUUGGGAGAGUUCAGUAUCACAUACAAACCUGUCAAGCACGGUCGACCCGGUAUUGGUGCCACCCACUCGUCAAGAUUUAUUCCACUGAAAUAAACUGUCAUUGCCCGAGUGUGUAAAUAAAGAGAAAAAACAACA
Messenger RNA from Mercenaria mercenaria, 550 nucleotides. RefSeq names its product 40S ribosomal protein S15-like. Gene Ontology annotation, cellular component: ribosome; cytosolic small ribosomal subunit. The transcript is spliced from 5 exons. The coding region runs from base 68 to 508 and encodes 146 amino acids. Gene Ontology annotation, molecular function: structural constituent of ribosome; RNA binding. Gene Ontology annotation, biological process: ribosomal small subunit assembly; translation. Lineage: Eukaryota; Metazoa; Mollusca; Bivalvia; Venerida; Veneridae. The record is from RefSeq and is a predicted model, not a curated record.